Aphanomyces astaci is the source of this 1998-nucleotide messenger RNA. RefSeq lists its product as hypothetical. The record is from RefSeq and is a predicted model, not a curated record. Lineage: Eukaryota; Oomycota; Saprolegniomycetes; Saprolegniales; Verrucalvaceae. Gene Ontology annotation, biological process: mannan biosynthetic process. Bases 106 to 1914 code for a protein of 602 amino acids. Gene Ontology annotation, cellular component: Golgi apparatus. Gene Ontology annotation, molecular function: alpha-1,2-mannosyltransferase activity. The transcript has a single exon.
CAAACUUGCCCGUUCUGAUAUCUAAAUUUCUCGUGAAAAGCUGAAAAUUCUCCGCGCCGGCUCUCGCGCUCUGUUACUCCAAAACCUACCAUCACAAGGAAGGAGAUGUGGGCACAAUGCUCGCAGCGGGAGCUGUCGUCGACAGCCGCCGCCGCGACGUCCAACCAAGUGAUUGAAGUGGCUUCCCUUCUUGACGCUCGCGUGACCUCAGUGUCAUCGUCCAAAUCCGAGUCCAGUUCCAGAUGCACCAUUCCGCCUCGAUGGUACAAACUCACGCGAUUCCUGAUGGGAGUCACGAUUGCAGGAGUUGCCGUCGUCGCCGGGUUUAAGAUUUACUUCAUGCUUGCGCCGUUUCCCCGCGACGUCGUGUUUCAUCCAUCGCUGAACAACAUCGUGAUGCCCGUGGAUCGCGUGUCGUCGUUGUGGCGCCCGGAUGAGUUUCAAUGCCUCGGGUGGCGCGCAGUUGAAGGUUGCGACCCCACUGGCGCCAGAAAGCCUUGGAACGACCAUAACUGCAACGAACCCAUCAAGCGCGGUAUGGCAGGAUUCUGCGAAGUCCGCAACCGUACCAGCGGGGAAGUGUUCCGCGUUAUGGCGACUACUUGCCGAGGCAUCGACGACCACCACGAAUACACGUGUAACAUGGCGACAGAGUUUACAGACUUCUCCAUCAAGGCGGUGAACUACCGCCAUAACGAGCCUCUUGUUGUGUCUUCCUUGACCGAUGCGCCGACUCGCGGCAUCGCCAUGUCAGUCUACACCCCCGUCCUCGCCAGCGCGUAUGCCGUGAUUCGAUCGCUACGCGCUAUGAAGUGUGUGCUGCCCAUCGAGCUGUUCUACCACCCGGGCGAAAUCGACUUGACCAAUCCCGUCGUGGUCGAACUCACGGGAAAGUACAACUGCAACUUGCGCCCGAUCUUGAACAAGGCGGCCAAGAAGUUCAAGUCCAAGCCUUAUGCGAUCUACCACAGCGCAUUUGACCAAGUGCUGUUCCUAGACUCGGACAACUUUCCGACGCGGGACCCGACGUUCCUCUUUGACGCGCCCGAGUUCCUUGACACGGGCGCGGUGUUCUGGCCCGACUUUUGGCAGCCCGACUACUCGAUCUUCAACGUCAACUCGCAGAGUUUGCUGUGGCAGCUGCUGGACAUGGCUCCGUUUGGCGACUUCGAGCAGGAAAGCGGCCAGCUGCUGGUCGACCGCCGCCGCGCCCCCGCCGCGUUGGACAAGCUCAUGUUCUACACGAUGGAAGGCCGUCUCUUGGAGAAGCUCGAACUCGUGUGGGGGGACAAGGACCUGUUCCGGUUUGCAUGGCACAACACGAGCACCCCGUUCCACUUCAUCGAGACCCCGCCGGCCCUCGGGGGUCGCUACGACGCCGUCGACGAUCGGUUCUGCGGUGUGGCCAUGAUGCAGUUCGACCCGCAAGGCGACAUCCUGUUUAUCCACCGCAACACGUACAAGAUGACUGGACGGCAGGAGCAAGUGCCGCUCUUGACGCACAUGCAAGUGUUCAAUGCAACGACGCGCGCCGCGUACGAGGUCCAUCACACGGGCGCCGGCGUCGGGCUCGGCAUCUGCUGGGCGCUCAAGGACGACGUGCCUAGCUACAUCGUGGCGAUGAAGGACACUGCCGCCGCGCACGUGGAAAGCCACGCGCUGCAUCAUGCGAUGGAAGCGGGCAUCACCAUGGGCAUCGAGCCAGAGAUCGUACACCGCGUAGAAGCGACGUCGUGGUGGCGGUCGCCACUCGAGUGGCUGGUGUGCCUCAUGCUGUGGGGCGGCGUCGCCACCAUCCUCCUCGCGGCGCUGCAUUGGGUGUCGUUCCGAUCUGUGUUUGGCGACAAGAAGCUGCACUGGUUUGACCGGUAUGCUGGCAAGAAGCGAAAGCUAUCGGAGUACCCGAUUGUGUAACCUACUAUGACGACGACUUUGACCUCAAACACAGUUGGUCGACACUAUUUAAUACGAUAUAUCACGUUUGUUACUUGAACCACA